CCGAAAGUUAGUCCUGAUGUGAUUUUCUUCCGCCCAAAUUCAAAACAACUUACACAUUAUCCUACGUAAGUGUUUGUUAAUUACCCAUUUUUAUCCAAAUCUAAAUGAUUUAUGCGUUAUAUUGAUGUCCAGAACCCGUUCACGUCCGUCUUAAGUAUUCAAAAUGAAGUUUAACGUAUUUGUAGCCUUUAAAUGAUCAUGUUUAUGUCGAUGUUGAAGCUUUGCGACUUGACUUUGUUACAUUAAUAAUCAAUAAUGUUCAAAUCGUGGAAGAAAAUUCAAUGUUACAGCAUAAAUCCACUUUAAGAAAAUGUACAUUUAGCUCUUAAGCUGAAAUUUAGAAAGCACAGCUAGCAAAGGGUGCAUUGACAGUAGCGAAAGGACCAUGGAUGUGGACGGGAGGCCCCGCAUCCGGUCUUGGGACUGGGACAGUCCUUACUGCCGGGCCCAGUUGGAUGAGAUCUUCUUCCGGCCGAAUGACUACAUUCAAGCAGGCAGCCAGGAACACAAAGACUUCUGGGCUUUUUUCGACCGCUUCCAAAGGUUCAAGCUAAAGAAGGACAUGUGUGGACAUGGUUCCAGCUCCUAUGAGGACAGAGACAGGGUCCAAAGCGGAUCUUUGGACCUGCCUAAGGAGUACGACGCCCGGUACCGCAUCAACGUGUCGUUAGUGACCAAAGACGUUGAGGAGCGUUUGGGACGAUCUCACGGCAGACGCGAGUCCUCCGGUCCGAACGCUGAAGUGAUUUCGGAUUUCCGUCUGUCUUUGCUGCAUUACCUGGACUUUAGUCAGCGACAGAGCUUCGGUAAGCUGGCCAAACUGCAACGGGAGCAAAAGAACCUGCCGAUCUACCAGUACCGAGAGCGCGUUGUGGAACUGGUCAGGCAGAACCCGGUGGUCGUGGUGGCGGGAGACACCGGUUGCGGCAAGUCCACCCAAGUGCCCCAGUACCUGCUGUCAGCCGGGUUCUCGGAGAUCGCUUGCACCCAGCCGAGACGUAUCGCCUGCAUUUCGCUGGCUAAGAGGGUCAGCUUUGAGAGUCUCAACCAGUACGGAUCCAAGGUGAGUUACCAGAUCCGCUUCGAAACCACGCGCACCACGGCCACCAAGCUAAUCUUCCUGACCGAAGGUCUACUCCUGAGGCAAAUCCAGCAGGAUAAAACGCUAGAACAGUACCAGGUUCUGAUCGUGGACGAAGUGCACGAGCGCCACCUGCACGGCGACUUCCUGCUAGGCGUCCUGCGCUCCCUGGUCGCCACUCGUCCCGACGUGCGUCUCAUCCUGAUGUCCGCCACAAUCAACAUCAAGCUUUUCUCCGAUUACUUUGGCUCUGCCCCCGUGCUGCAAGUGCCAGGCAGGCUCUUUCCAAUCCAGGUGAUUUAUCAACCGAUACCUCCCGAAGAGCAAGCGGCGUCACGUAUGGAGAAGCUGGAACCGCGGCCGUACUUGCGGAUCCUGCAGGGCAUUGAUCAGAGAUACCCGCCGGAAGAACGUGGUGACCUGUUGAUUUUUCUGAGCGGCGUGGCGGAAAUCGGCGCUAUUCAGGAGGCGUGUCAGGUGUACGCCACGCACACGCGCCGAUGGAUUGUGCUGCCACUGCACAGCACGCUGUCGCUGGCACAGCAGGACAAGGUGUUUGACAUAGCGCCCCCCGGUGUGAGAAAAUGUAUCAUCUCGACCAACAUCGCGGAAACGUCCGUCACCAUCGACGGUGUGCGCUUCGUCGUCGAUUCAGGCAAAGUGAAGGAGAUGAGUUUCGACCCCAAGGCCAAGAUGCAACGACUUCAGGAGUUCUGGAUCAGCCGAGCCAGCUCUGAGCAGAGGAAGGGACGCGCAGGCCGCACGGGUCCCGGCGUGUGCUACCGCCUGUACGCCGAGUCCGACUACGACGCCUUCGCUUCCUACCCCGUGCCUGAAAUCCACCGAGUGGCGCUGGACUCAUUGGUUCUUCAGAUGAAGAGCAUGGGACUCGGAGAUCCGCUUUCGUUCAUCUUUAUCGAUCCCCCGCCGGCAGCCAGUAUUCAGACCGCCAUUACCUACCUGAAGGAGCAGGGGGCGCUAGACAAUGGUUGUGAGCUGACCACCAUUGGGAGUGUGCUAGCCCAACUUCCUGUCGACGUCGUCAUCGGCAAGAUGCUGGUGCUGGGCUCCUUGUUCAAUCUUGUGGAACCUGUGCUGACGGUGGCCGCCGCCCUCAGCGUACAGUCGCCGUUCCUGCGCAGCUCGCAGCAGAACCCUGACUGUGCUACCGCCCGCCAGCCGCUGCACUGCAACCAGGGGGACCCCUUCACGCUACUGAACACUUUCAAUGCCUGGGUGGAGGUGAAGGGCGAGAGAGGGGGCGGUUCCAGGAAGUGGUGCCGGCGGCGUGGCAUCGAGGAACAGCGACUUUACGAGAUGGUCAACCUGCGCAGACAGUUCAAGGAGCUGCUGAAAAGCCACGGCCUUCUGGAAGCAGAGAACGACGACGACAAUCUCGGCGACCGACAGCAGCGGCGCGAACGUCUGACCGAAAGGAGGAAGCUCCAUCAGAUGAAGCGAGAACACGAACAACAGGAGGGCACCAAACGCAAAGUCCUCAGGCUGGAAGAAGGCCAGGACGGCGACUUCUCCUCCGGUUCUGACGCGGAGGAUGCAGGACGAGGGAGGAGGAAGAAAAAGAAGAAACACAAGGAUGACGGCAAUGUUGACAUCCAGGAAGUGAAGUUCAAGCUGCGCCAUAACGUGUCAGAUCUACAGGAUGCGGUCAACGCUAGCCAAGAUUUAUCAUCACGCCAACAGGCGCUUCUCAAACUUCUUCUCUGUCGGGGACUCUACCCCCAGCUAGCGUUGCCGGACGAGCACAACGGCACACGCAAGGACACGGAGCAGGUGUUCCAUACGAAGAGUAAGCAGGGAAUAGUGAUUCAUCCCACCAGCGUGUUUGCUAGCGACCCUGAGGUGUUACACGUGCGGGAUGAUGCGCGAGACACUGGGCGAGACAGCAGCAAACAUCAACUCCUAGCCUUUGUCACUUUGCUGGAGACUAACAGGCCGUAUUUGUCCAACUGUGUGCGUGUUCCUGCACUGCAGGCUCUGCUGUUGGUCGCCAACUCAGUAGACAGCAAUGCCGACUGCUCCCAUCUGGUGGUGGACGGCUGGUUGGAACUACAGAUAAAAGUGCCCGAGGAAGCCCUCAAGACUCUGUCCACGGCACUCAACCUCCGAGCCGAGUGGGAGCGCCUCCUGCAGGCCCAACUGGGACGUAGUCUCAUCGAGGAAGUGUCUCAGAAGGCCACGCAGAAGCUCAGUGAGCGCUUGGUCCGCUUCCUGCUUUACACUGAGAUCAGUUACAGCUUGCAGCGCCUCUCCGCCCUCAGCAUUCAGAAUUUAUACGUCGGACCCCAGGCUACAUCGGAACUUUUGCUCGGCGCCGGUGCCACGCCGCUCUUUCCGGAUAUGGAGGCCAAGCCGGAUCCGGUCAAGGGAGGCCUGCGCAUCAGCAACUUCUUCACGUAUAAUUGCCUGACUGAUUCCAGGGACCUGUACAGCGACUGCCUGCGAACUUUCUGGAGCUGUCCCAACUGUGACCUCUACAUGCCCCUCACGCCUCUGGAGCGAAUGCAGCAUCAGACCACCUGCAGGCCAGCAGGUGAACUGCAGGCUCAGGAGGAAGACAUCGUGAAGCCCAAAUCAUCGUCCUCCACUCUGUGCCGGGUCUACCACUGUGACGUCUGCGACCAAGACUUGACGCUAACGUCCACGGAGAUCCUCAAGCACAAAAGGCAGCAUAUAUACUCUGCUAAGUAACUCAUUCACUCAACUCAUUUUUUACGAGGAGCACAGUGGCCCCCCAACUUAAAAUUUUUGGGGCACAAGCAGAAGAUUCAGGGGCGCACACUGUAAAUUGACAUGCAAAGUUUUCCUCAAAUUUUCACUGUUUAACCGAUAAAUACUUCAUAAUAAAUGCAUAAAACUACAAACUUGUGAAUCUAUAGACAACUUUCCUGAACGAAAAUUGGGCGGCGCCAUCUUUGACAUUUUUUGCUACGGACUUCCGGUUUCGACAGAACAAAAUGAAGUGCGGUGGAAGUAAGCAGUGUGUAGGCAAAGUUAAAACUGCAAAAUUAAACCAGAGGAACCCACGGAAUCUCCAAAAAUAGAUUUAGCACGACGUAGGUGAGGCUCUGGGAUUUUCUGUGCUGUGCCUGAACUCCUAGAAGCACCUAUAAAUUAGGGUUGGGAAUCUCUGGCAUGAAGUCGAUUCGAUAUGUAUCUAGAUACACAGGUUACGAUUCGAUUAAAAAAAAAAAAAGAUACAUUUUUAAGGCAGAGCGAUUCGAUACAGUUUAGGAACGAUACGGCUUGAUACAGUGUGAAAACGAUACGAUAGUAAACAUUUGUUGUCUGUGCUUACAGUCCCUGACAAAAGUCUUGUCGCUUAUCCAUUUUGUAGAAACAGUUGCUAAUAACCCGACUUUUAAUUAUUUAAUUGGUUUCAGAAAUGACUCAUAUGAAAGCUAAGACCCUCCCAAAUGAUGUUGAAUGUACAAAAAUAUAUUUGUUUCACUGAAAAAAGAUUUAUCAUUUAAUGAAGACAUUAAGGUCAAAUUUUGGCAAGACAAAAGUUUUGUCACCUACAGAACGUAGUGUGAAAAUUAAACAAAAAAUGUACUUCAAAUACAAAAAUAUGUUACAUAACAUAAGCGAAUUAAGUAGUGAUGCUGUGAGAUCCAAAUUUAAUAUUUUGUAUGACUUCCAUGGGCUUGAAGGACUGCAUCCAUGCGGUUCGGCAAGGAUUCAUACAAUUUAUUUAUGCAGUCAUCAGGAACAUCAAAGAAAGCAGUCUUGCAUGCCUCCCAGAGUUCAUCAACAUUCUUGGGUUUCGUCUUCCAUGCUUCCACUUUCAUCCUACCCCAGACAUGCUCAAUGAUGUUCAUGUCUGGUGACUGGGCUGGCCAGUCCUGGAGGAUCUUGCUCUUCUUUGCCUUGAGGAACUUUGAGGUAGAGGUUGAAGUAUGCGAUGGAGCACCAUCCUGCUGCAGAAUUUGUCCCUUUUUAUGGUUAGGCAUGUACAAGGCAGCUAAGAUUUAUUGAUAUUUUAGACUAUUUAUGUUGCCUUCCACCCUGCAGAUCUCUCGCACACCCACAUUCUGGAUGUAACCCCAGACCAUGAUUUUGCCACCACCAAACUUCACUGUUUUCUGAGUGAAUCUUGGAUCUGCGCGGGCUCCAGUAGUCUCCACAGUCGCCGCAAAUAUUGCAGGAGACCUACUGAACAAAAAAACAAGACUUGCUGAAUGACCAUCAUUUUGUUGGAUGGGAUCGAUAAUAAAAUAAAACUCAUGUCACCUUAUCGUCUGUCGUCUCUGUGUUUUCCGUUGCAUGAAACUCAAGAUUUGUUGUACGAACACAAGGAUGGGGGUACUAUGGACAAUUAUUUUUCGCCCAUUGUUAUGAAUGAAUGCGGUUGGUUGUAGAAGCUUUUUUUUCCUACAAAUGUGCAGUUGUGGACGUAUUUAUUUUUUCCUUACAUAUUAGGGCAGGAUCCUCGGUU
Molecule: messenger RNA, 5537 nt
Organism: Corythoichthys intestinalis (scribbled pipefish)
Lineage: Eukaryota; Metazoa; Chordata; Actinopteri; Syngnathiformes; Syngnathidae
Product: probable ATP-dependent RNA helicase DHX34
Exons: 15
Coding region: 386-3790 (1134 amino acids)
Biological process (GO): nuclear-transcribed mRNA catabolic process, nonsense-mediated decay
Cellular component (GO): intracellular anatomical structure
Molecular function (GO): ATP binding; helicase activity; RNA binding
Source: RefSeq, a predicted model, not a curated record